Messenger RNA from Pungitius pungitius (ninespine stickleback), 4210 nucleotides. RefSeq names its product trafficking protein particle complex subunit 11 (gene trappc11). The transcript has 30 exons. Bases 209 to 3583 code for a protein of 1124 amino acids. The record is from RefSeq and is a predicted model, not a curated record. NCBI's taxonomy places the organism in Eukaryota, Metazoa, Chordata, Actinopteri, Perciformes, Gasterosteidae.
AUUUUGAAAAGUCAAACCGGAUGUGUUUCAAGUUCUGCCAUUAGUAGCUAACUGGCCAAUAUAUUGUUGCUUCGGCACCAUAAGCUAAAUUAGCUAUUUGUUUUUGUGUGAACUUUGACACAACGCGACUAGCUGUUGGACGGUAUUCGGUGCUGGGACGUGGCUAAGAAGCCUAACCCUUAAAGGGUAUACCCAUCGUUAAACUAACAUGAUGCCAGCUUCCCAGUGGGAGCUUCCUCCAGAACUAUGUUGUCGGCCCAUGGCUUUUGUUGCUCUGACUGGUCUGGAUGUGGUCUACAAUGCCGUGCACCGGGCCAUAUGGGAUGCCUUCUGCGUCAACCGGCGAGCUGACAGAGUUCCUAUCUCUUUCAAAGUCCUUCCAGGAGAUCAUGAAUACCCCAAAUGUCGCACAAAGCGAACGUCCUAUGAAUGGUACAUCCCAAAAGGCAUCCUGAAAACCAGUUGGAUGAAUAAACAUCUGAACCUGGUACCAGCUCUGGUUGUUCUUUUCUACGAAUUGGAUUGGGACGACCCACAGUGGAAAGAGAAACAAUCUGAAUGUGCAACUAAAGUGGAGAUUGUCAGGACCAGUCUUCAGGGCAGGAACACCAAGGUGGCUGUGGUUUUAAUUCAGAAGAAAACUCCCCUACCGCCAGGGGAGGACUUAGUCGCAUCAGAAAGAGCAGCAACUCUUUGUAAUGCCUGUGAUCUGUCUGGCAAGAGUCUCUUUGUGCUGCCACACACCGACCACUUAGUGGGUUACAUUAUAAGGUUGGAGAAUGCUUUCUAUGAACAUGCUCAGACAUACUACUACACUGAGAUCCGUCGAGUCAAAUCACAUAAAGAGUUCCUCAACAAGACAACACAUCAGCUCCUGUUUGUCCGACACCAGUUUAAAAUUGCCUUCUUCAGUGAGCUGAAACAAGACACCCAGAAUGCUCUCAAGUACUACAGGACUGCAUACAGUCUUGUUCAUGAGCUCAGGGCCCACGAAACCAACACGUUGGAGAUCAAAACGAUGGGAGGAUUCAUCAACUAUAAGAUAUGUCGUCUGUGUUUCCAGCAUAACACUCCACUAGAUGCUAUCGCCCAGUUUAGGAAGCACAUUGACCUGUGCAAGAAGAAGAUCGGCAGUUCUGACCUGGCGUUUGAGCAUGCUGCAUGGAUGUCAAAACAGUUCCACUCAUUUGGUGAGCUGUUUGAUGAAGCCAUAAAGUUGGGUCUGACAGCCAUCCAGACCCAGAACCCUGGUUUCUACUACCAACAAGCUGCAAGUUACAGCCAGGACAGAAAACAACUGGCUCAGCAGCUUUGUCAGGCUGGAGCAAAAUACCCCCCUUCUGAACUGGGCGACAAUCAGACUGGAGGACUGGACUUCUAUGGUCAGAGACCAUGGAGACAAGGACAUCAGAGUAUUGAACCUCCAGAUGCAGAAAAGGAAAAGACAGGGAUUUGGGCUCUACAGAUAAAAGAGAGAGAUGUACCACACUCUGAGCUGAUAAUAGCCCUUCUCAGUAAUGCUGUCGCCCAGUUUAAGAAGUACAAAUGCCCUCGAAUGAAGAGUCACCUCAUGGUCCAGAUGGGAGAGGAAUACUACCACGCUAAAGACUACAUCAAAGCCCUUAAGCUGUUGGACUAUGUUAUGUGCGACUAUCGCACAGAGCGUUGGUGGGGCCUCCUGACCGCCAUAUUGACCACGGCUCUGCGCUGUGCUUAUCUGAUGGCCAGUGUCAAAGACUACAUCAUAUACUGCAUUGAGCUGCUGGGCAGAGCUUCAGAGCUCACUGACGAACAAAAGUUGAGAAUUAAGAAGAAUCUCAUCAAAGUCCUGAUGAAUGACAUUCCUGAUCCCGAACCAGAGUGUGAUAUGUCCUCUGAGGGUGUGGCCAGGUCGCUGUGGAACGACCGCAUGGCGUCUGCUGGAUCCAAAGUCCUCACUAUAGAAGUGCAGGACUACAUCCCAUUCAUUCAAUGUAAGGCCAAGUUCCAGUCUCCCAGUUUCCAUGUAGAUCAGCCCAUCCAACUCCAGGUUUUCCUCCGAGCCGACUGUCCUCACCCUAUAUCUUUCAACAAGCUGGCAGUCAUCCUCAGUAACCAGGAGUACAAUCAGUGGUGUGUGGUGGAAUGUGCCGGCCAGGAGACUAUGAGCCUUUUGCCAGGAAAACCCAACUGCCACAAUUUCAGCUUUGUAGCGAAGACCGAAGACGUCGGCAAGAAGAUUGAGAUGACCGGUAUUGAGUUGAUGCUGGGCAGUGAUACUGGUCGCCGUGUGUUUCUGAGCUGGAGAGGGGCAGGUGGAGAUGCGGCCUCUACCCAUGAAGCCUUGCAGGCUAGCAGGUCAUCGCGCCGAUGGGGGCGGGGCAUGGAGGCCCGUCGAGCGAUGGAUUGGGACAGUGUGACCAUGCAGCACAGUACUAUGGUCAUCUCCAGAGUCCCAAAAAUGUCUGUUCAGCUGAGCCACCAGCCUCCUGCGCUCAACAAUGAAAUGUACUGCAUCAACAUCACUGUCCAAUCACAGGAGGAGGUCUUGGCAAAUAAUGUCAAACUGACAGCUGGCCUGAAACCAGGCCAAGAUGCCAAUCUAGGCCAGACCACGCAUGUGACACUCAUUGGCUCAAAGGUUUGUGAUGACACUGCACCUGCUCUGAUCCCUGACGUUCCUAUGGGAGAUCUGAAACCAGGAGAAAAGUUGGAGAGAUGCGUGUAUGUGAAGUGUGUGUCAACUGGAUCAAGGGUCUUCCUGUUCCACGUGGCAUACAGCAUUGACACCACAGUGGAAGGACGUCAGAUUGUCUGCAAAUGUCAUAAGGACGAUACUGUUACUAUAGAGACAGUGGUCCCUUUUGAGGUGUCUGUCAAGUUUGUGUCCACCAAGUUUGAGCCACUGGACCGGGUGGCGGAGGACAUCCCCUUCCUGUUGAUGACCGACGUCCUAUCAUUGUCUCCUUGGCCUCUUCUGCUUGCCUCCUCUUCUUUACAGUUGCUGACAAUGAACACAAACACACCACGGCUGCAGUCCCAGAUGCAGGAAGUUGUUUUGCAGACAGAUGAGUGUGCCAGUGAGUGUUUCUGUCUUCGCUGUCCACUGCUGGCCAACAGCAAUAACACUGUAGCUACAGGACAGUACCUGAUAUCAUGGAGGAGAAUGUCUGCCAGCGCAAACAGUCCACUCAUCCAAACUGCAGUGACUCUACCUCAUGUCAUCCUGGAGUCCGUCCCUCUUUAUAUCCAUGCUGAGCUACCUUCAUAUGGGCGAGUCAGAGAGUCUCUUUCCGUUCGCUACCACAUAGAGAACAGGACCUCUCUGGUGCAGGAGGUGGAGAUGGCCGUUGAACCAUCUGAUGCCUUCAUGUUCUCUGGACUCAAACAGGUACGUCUGCGUAUCCUUCCAGGCUCAGAGCAGCAGAUGCUCUAUAACUAUUACCCUCUGAUGGCUGGUUACCAAACACUACCACAGCUCAACAUCAGCCUGCCCCGCUGCCUGACCACCAACACACACACACUGAGGCGCUUCCUGCCCCAACGCAUCUUUGUCAAGCCUCAGGGUCGACAACUGGACGAUGCCUCUAUCGCUGCAGCUUGAGAAGACACACACACUGUUGACAUUGAAUAGAAUAGCAAGACAAUAUUGUAUUUAGUUCUAGAUGUAGGAUUUCUCAAAGUUCACAAUAUCAACACUUUUUUUUCUGUUAAAAACGCAGAUUGACAAAACAUCAGUAGACUACUGUUUGCGUUCAAUGUGAUGACCUGAUGAUCAGGAGGGUUUGUGACUGAACUAAUGAACAAGUUGUCAUUUAACAAUGAAAUCCAUUUAGGAAUCUUAUGUGAGCUACAUGGAAAUUUCUGUUGAGAGUAAUUAAAUAUGAUAAGUUUGAUUAAAUUGAAGUGACAUAAACUAGUUGUGUUUCAUGUUCUACACCCAUGGCAAAAUGUUUUGCAAAUAACCUUAUUGUUUUUCACAAAGUUUGCUGCUUCACUGUGUUUAGACUAUUUUUGCCCAGUGUCACUAUGGCAGGCAUAAGUAUGAUCACAAGCAUUUUAUAUAGGUUCAUGGUGUUUAAUGAUAACUGAUAGGUUCUUCCCCAAGACCUAUGCAAUUUACCCUGGCGUGCUGUCAGUUAACUCUGUGCCACAUCCUGACUGAAGCAAGAACAUUCUUGCAUGAUCAAUGCUUGGAGUUCGUCUCCUGCUUCCUAAGCAGAAAAAGAAG